Salmo salar (Atlantic salmon) is the source of this 2549-nucleotide messenger RNA. The record is from RefSeq and is a predicted model, not a curated record. Lineage: Eukaryota; Metazoa; Chordata; Actinopteri; Salmoniformes; Salmonidae.
AUGGUUACAGCUGCACCCACUGCAACUCUUGAACCUUUCUAUCGAUCAGCUUUCACCUCUCUCAACAGUUUGGCUGUGACAGAAUUCAGCUCUGGAUCCAUCAUCAAUACUCUGAAUUUAGCAUUCAGCUCCCCCUCUGUUCCUAAUAUCACGGAGAUUGGCACUGUUUUGAUAAAUGCUGCGCAAAACAUCACAGCUUUCAACAUUGACCCCUCCUCAGUGAAAGUCAACAGCACAGCUGCUCCUGCAACAAGUACUGUUCCUCCUGCAUCUUCUGUUACAACCCCUGUGGCUGGUACGACCACCACAACAACUGGAGAACCUGUCACUGUACCGGCUACCGUUCCUACAACUAGGCCCACAACUACAACCACUACAUACGUGGCCCCCACAACUACAGUGUCAAGGACAACAUCACCACUGUCAACAACUACCAGCACAGCUCCAACUACCACAACAACCAAUGCACCAACCACUACUACAACACCUACUACUACUACUAGUACAACCACUACUACAACACCUACUACUACUACUAGUACAACAACAACUACAACUACAACAACAACUGUACAUCUCCAACCUGCUCCACUGGUGUCUUUCGUCAUACAACAAGUGUUUGUAGAAGCUUUAAAUGACCCUCAAAGUACACAAUUCCAAGAACUUGCAGUAACUAUUACUGCAGUGUUUGAUGUGAUCUACAAAGCAAAAUAUGGGAUCCUUUUCAUCCGGACAAUUGUUCUUGGAUUCAGACCUAUUUUACGUUCCCGUAUGGAUGUAAAAACACAGGCGGAGGUACAACUGGUGUUCAACGAGACCUCCACUCAAUCUGUCCCUGAGCUUACUGACAUUAGCGAUACACUGAAAGAGGCUGUGACCAAUCCAAACAUUACCUUUGGCAACCUCUCUGUGGAUGUUACCACCAUCAUUGUUAAAGUGCCCACCACAAAUAUCACAACAACUACAACGGCUGCUCCUGUCAUCCCAACUGCCAUCAUCACAACCACAACCACUGAAACUACCGCUGUGGCACUCACUAAGGUGCCUGUGGUGUUCAGGUCCAGAGGAGAGACAUUUACCUCUGACCUAUCAAACCCAUCUUCUCAGGCCUUUCAAAGCCGAGCAUUACUGAUUAAAACUCAGGUUGAACCUUUCUAUCAAUCAGCUUUCACCUCUUUCAACAGUUUGACUGUGACAGAAUUCAGCUCUGGAUCCAUCAUCAAUACUAUGAAUUUAGCAUUCAGCUCCUCCUCCGUCCCAAAUUCCAAGGAGAUUGGCACUGUUUUGAUAAAUGCUGCCCAAAAAAUCGAAAGUUUCAACAUUGACCCCUCCUCAGUGAAAGUCAACGGCACAGCUGUGACCUCAAGUGGAGUAAGCAGCAAGACCAGUCUCUUCACAGCAUUCUUUCUGGUGGUUCUGUCUCUGCUACUGUCAAGUCAGCAUUAGUCUCAGUGGUAACGCCCACUUGGUAGUCAUAUUUUCACUUUGAGAACUUCCCACACAUUCCAAACCCUACCCCAAUUCCACCUAUGAUUGGAAUAGUGUUCAAAAAUGAAAUGAAGUCUUGUAAGCUGACAUAAGAUACAGUCUAUGUGGCAGUUGAACACAACGAUGUGAUAUAAUUACUGCCUAUUCAAUCAAAAUGUGUAAGUGCAUGGGUUUCCAUCAUAAGUCAAUGUUAUUUCCAUGCAAUGACAAAGCAUGUUUGAUUUAAUAUGCACUUAAGGUUAUUGUUGAUUCACUCUGUUGCUGAUAUGAACUAAAACAUUGAUUCGCUCUGUUGCUGAUAUAAACUAAUGAGAGCAUCAUUUUAUUUUCUAGUUUGACUUCUAUUUUGAACCGGUGAAACCUGAAUAAUGGAUUUAAAUAAAGCACUUGGGAGCAAAAUGUUCAACGAUUUAAACAAUUAUGAAUGUAGUCUUCAUCAUGUAUCUGUUUUACCAUAUAAUGUAAUUCUGUUAUCAAUAGUCCUGAUAUUGUGCCAGUGUAAGGUUGUCUGCUUUUUCUGGAAGUAUACAAUCUGUAAUACAUGUCUUACUGUUGUGACGAUUCGGGCCAUUAUGGUGUUUACUAUUUUUUAACUAAAUGAAUGGAAUGGAUGACAAGGUACCGAAUGGCUCCAAUUGUGAUGUUUAUCUGGCUUUACAAAACUGGAAGAACAAGACUACACUAGAUCAGCCCCACAGGCUCACGUGGUACACAGUGAGGGAGUGUUGUGCCCCACUGGUCUGGACAGCAGUUAGUUAUUCGCUCUCCUAGAGAUCGAGCUUUGAUUGGUUCUCACGUGCGAGAUAUUUGCUUGCAAAAUGCCCCUCGCUUCCUAAUCAGUUCGCCUCGCCCCAACUAGAUAUAGACAAACAGGUAGCUAGUUCAUGAUUCUUUCAAUUUGUAAAGGGAAUACCAGGUUAGCAUGCCACUUUGAAGACGCAGCCCCUUCAUUAUCAAUGGAACAUGCCGACAACAUCAAAGAGUCUUCCCAGACUCUGGAGUAAAACAGAUGUGUAUCUUCGCCAGACAAACACUAGAUGCCAUUCCACAAUAAUGGCUCA